Messenger RNA from Caenorhabditis briggsae, 1296 nucleotides. It is a transcript of the gene Cbr-clec-135, whose product is annotated as Protein CBR-CLEC-135. The transcript has 8 exons. The coding region runs from base 1 to 1296 and encodes 431 amino acids. NCBI's taxonomy places the organism in Eukaryota, Metazoa, Nematoda, Chromadorea, Rhabditida, Rhabditidae. The record is from RefSeq and is a predicted model, not a curated record.
AUGAAACGGUGGAUCGUUUUUGCAGCGCUAUGCUUUUGUAUUCUGAAUGUCAAAGCAUUUGUGAUUGAUAACGAUGAAUCCUGUGAAUCGGAAGAAAAGCAGCAGAAAAUGAAGUGUCCAAAACACUACAAAGGAUACUACCGUCAGCCAACAGCCACAAACAAUCAGACGAAAAUGUGGUGUCUCCGUGUGGUUAUGGUCAACGUGUCGGUUUCGGAACAGGCUGCUCAGCAAGCUUGUAACGCUGAAGGAGCCGUUUUGUCGACGUUUGCAAGCUAUGAUGAGCAGAAGCAUAUCGUUAGACACGCAUCAAAAUACUUCCGCUACAACAACAUCACCCAAGGAUCGAUUUGGCUUGAUGGUGUUCGUAUCGAACAGUGCAGAACAUUAAAUGUCACUCAACAAAUCGCCGCUCCUUGCAAUGAUAAAACCAAGGUGUUCGAUAUCACCGAUCCAAGAACCGAUCCAAAGUACGCAUGGACUCAAUGGUACAGAACUGCACCAUCUUGGGCAUAUUGGCCAAUAAGAACCGAGGAGUACAGUACCUAUCCGACUGUUGACUCAAUCACCGCCGAUUGUGUUCAAAUGUGGAUUUAUCCUGGAAACGACGAUCGUAACGGACAGCUUCACGCGAUUCACUGUGACAUGGCCGUACCACCAUAUGAUUUCGAGAAGGCACUAUUCACCAACUACGGAUACGUUUGUGGACGUCCGCCAUGCCACAACAAUCAAUAUCGAUUUUCCUCAGAACAGCAAAAAGAAGAAAAGUACACGAGAAGAGUUGCCGAAUCAAUACUGUCGAUCCGAGAAGAUGAUGAGAUCGAACGGGCGCGGCGUCAUGCACCCAAUGAUGAGUCGCCAAGAGACUCCAACUUCGUAAUUCGCUCUACGGCAAAUCGUCGUCCGGCGAAGAAUUCCUUCUCGAACACUUGCUACGACAAUCUAUCAUCCCGACGCAGUUCGACACGUACCACUGAAAACUGCUUCAGUCUUGCCACGUCAACUGGAACGACGUCUUCAAUGUCAUCGGCAUCCAAUCGCGCUCCAUUGAACAUGAGUAGCCGUUCGAGUGAUAGUCAUUUGCUGACACUGGGAUCGGAUUCUCGUCCGAUUUCCGCGAAUUUGAAUAUCGCGGCGACGAUGGUGGAGCCGAAUUUGGAAGAGCAUUAUAAGGGUGUGUUGAAUAAGAAGGAGGCGUCGAAUGUGACACGAAUCGGUGAUUUCAUUUUGUAUUAUCGUGUGGCGAAGGAACCGAAAAAGACUGAAGUUUCCAUCAAUAUUCCAUUUGCUCACUGA